UACCAAUCCCGGGCGACGCGUCCACGCCCGUGCCAGGGCUGGUCUGGGACUCCGGGAGGUUCCAGGUGGUUUGGGGCUGCAAGAACCCGAGCUGGGCAUAACGCGAAGCGGAGAAGCGAGAGGAAACGGCACCUGUUCCGGGUGGGCAGCUCUCUUGUGUGCCUCGCUCGUUCUGUGGCCGCUGACAUGUGGGCCACCUUGAGGUUAGCCCCGUGGCGGUGCGCCUGCGCUGCUGCCCUGCGGCCGCGCGCCUAUCACGGGGACUCGGUGGCCACGCUGGGCACCCAGCCGGACUUGAGCUCAGCCGUCUACCAGGAAAACUAUGAACAGAUGAAAGCACUAGUAAAUCAACUCCAUGAACGAGCACAGAAAAUAAGACUCGGAGGUAGCAAGAAAGCCAGAGAACUCCACAUAUCAAGAGGAAAACUGUUACCCAGAGAAAGAGUCGAUGGUCUUCUAGACCCAGGGUCUCCAUUUCUGGAAUUAUCCCAGUUUGCAGGCUACCAGUUAUAUGGUGAUGAGGAGGUCCCUGCAGGUGGCAUUAUUACAGGCAUUGGGAGAGUGUCUGGAGUAGAAUGUAUGAUUGUUGCCAAUGAUGCCACUGUCAAAGGAGGUACCUACUACCCAGUGACUGUGAAAAAACAUUUACGGGCACAAGAAAUUGCGCUGCAAAACAGGCUCCCCUGCAUCUACUUGGUUGACUCAGGAGGAGCAAACUUACCUCGACAAGCAGAUGAGUUUCCAGAUCGAGAGCACUUCGGCCGCAUAUUCUAUUAUCAGGCAAGGAUGUCUUCUAAAAACAUCGCACAGAUAGCGGUGGUCAUGGGCUCCUGUACGGCAGGAGGUGCUUACGUGCCUGCAAUGGCUGAUGAAAACAUCGUUGUACGCAGGCAGGGUACCAUUUUCUUGGCAGGACCCCCCUUGGUUAAAGCAGCAACUGGAGAAGAGGUGUCAGCUGAGGAUCUUGGCGGUGCUGAUCUUCACUGCAGGAAGUCUGGAGUCACUGACUACUACGCUUUGGAUGAUAGUCAUGCCCUUCACUUAACUAGGAAGAUUGUGAGGAAUCUAAAUUAUCAGAAAAAACUGGAUGUGACCGUUGAGCCCUCUGAAGAUCCUUUAUUUCCUGCUGAUGAACUGUAUGGAAUAGUUGGUACUAACCUUAAGAGGAAUUUUGAUGUCCGAGAGGUCAUCGCUAGAAUUGUGGAUGGAAGCAGAUUCAAUGAGUUCAAAGCCUUAUAUGGAGACACAUUAGUUACAGGAUUUGCUAGAAUAUUUGGAUAUCCAGUUGGUAUCAUUGGAAAUAAUGGAGUUCUCUUUUCUGAAUCUGCAAAAAAGGGGUCUCACUUUAUCCAGUUAUGCUGCCAAAGGAAUAUCCCUCUGCUAUUCCUUCAAAACAUUACUGGGUUUAUGGUUGGUAGAGACUAUGAAGCUGAAGGAAUUGCCAAGGAUGGUGCCAAGAUGGUGACUGCCGUAGCCUGUGCCAAUGUGCCUAAGAUAACUGUCAUCAUUGGGGGAUCCUAUGGGGCUGGAAACUAUGGGAUGUGUGGCAGAGCAUAUAGCCCAAGAUUUCUUUACAUGUGGCCCAAUGCUCGUAUCUCGGUGAUGGGAGGAGAGCAGGCAGCCAGUGUGUUGGCGACCAUAGCCAAAGACCAGAGAGCGCGGGAAGGGAAACAGUUCUCCAGUGCUGAAGAAGCAGCUUUAAAAGAGCCCAUCAUUAAGAGGUUUGAAGAGGAAGGAAACCCUUACUAUUCCAGUGCCAGGCUGUGGGAUGAUGGGAUUAUUGAUCCAGCAGACACCAGACUGGUCCUGGGUCUCAGUAUCAGUGCAGCCCUCAACGCACCAAUCCAGAAGACUGACUUUGGUGUCUUUAGGAUGUAACUGGAACAUAGAGCGUCUUCCACUGGACAUGUACCAAAAAUUAAUACAUUAGUAACAUUAAAAUUUGAGACUUUUUUCAAUAUUUGUUACAGUAAAAUUGUUCUCUUAGCACAGUGCAUUGUAUUUUUCUACCUUAAAAAAAUCAGUGAAGACAUUUAUUUCAUGAACCUCAAGCCCUUGUAAAUUUUCUGAGAUUUUUCUAUGAUUCAGCUUUACCACUCUUAAAAUGAAGGGAAUAACUUAGAGUUAUCCUUUCUAACCCACCAGUAGUAUGAAGAGUUCCGUAAACUAUAGAUUCCAGGUAUUAUCGAGGCUAUUACAUGAAGUUAUAUUUCCACUGAAAUGAUGCCUUGUUGAUUAUGCAUGCUAUUGUAACACACUUAUUUUUUAAAAAAUAUC
Messenger RNA from Pteronotus mesoamericanus, 2277 nucleotides. RefSeq names its product methylcrotonyl-CoA carboxylase subunit 2 (gene MCCC2). Gene Ontology annotation, biological process: L-leucine catabolic process. Lineage: Eukaryota; Metazoa; Chordata; Mammalia; Chiroptera; Mormoopidae. The coding region runs from base 187 to 1878 and encodes 563 amino acids. Gene Ontology annotation, cellular component: mitochondrion; methylcrotonoyl-CoA carboxylase complex. Gene Ontology annotation, molecular function: methylcrotonoyl-CoA carboxylase activity. The transcript is spliced from 17 exons. The record is from RefSeq and is a predicted model, not a curated record.